This is a messenger RNA of Verruconis gallopava, 681 nucleotides long. RefSeq lists its product as uncharacterized. Lineage: Eukaryota; Fungi; Ascomycota; Dothideomycetes; Venturiales; Sympoventuriaceae. Gene Ontology annotation, molecular function: ferrous iron transmembrane transporter activity. Gene Ontology annotation, cellular component: high-affinity iron permease complex; plasma membrane. The transcript is spliced from 2 exons. The annotation marks the transcript as partial. The record is from RefSeq and is a predicted model, not a curated record. Gene Ontology annotation, biological process: iron ion transmembrane transport.
AUGUCCGCCCCUAAUUUUAUUUUUGGAGUUCUAUUUGUCUGGCUAGGACUGUUUGGGGGUCUGGCCAUCGUUUUAACUGUCUGCGCUGGAAUGAUUGGAGCUUUUUAUGGGCUGGGUAAAAACAUAUUUGGGGCAACAGAGAAGAUUUGGGAGGGAGUCUUCUCUCUAGUAGCAUCUAUAAUCAUCAGCUUAAUGGGUGCUGCAUUGCUUCGAGUUUCUAAGCUGCAGGACAAAUGGAGAAUAAAAAUCGCAAAGGCGAUAGAAUCGAAGAUCAAGACCAACGCCAGAUUCACUCACAGAAUCCGACAUUCAACAGAGAAGUACUCCAUGUUCUGGCUGCCCUUUAUCACAGUUAUGCGCGAGGGCAUCGAGGCGGUGAUUUUUAUCGGUGGUGUAGGGUUAAGUUAUCCUGCGAGUGCGUUUCCACUGCCAGUAUUAUGUGGAAUCCUUGCAGGAACCGUUAUUGGUUUUAUGAUUUACAAGGGGGGGAAUACAUUAUCUCUUCAGAUUUUUCUGAUUAUCUCAACUUGUUUCUUAUACCUGGUCGCUGCAGGUUUAUUCUCAAAAGCUAUAGGGUUUUUCGAGGCUGAAUUAUGGAACAGACUGGUCGGACAUGAUGCCUCUGAGACUGGUUUCGGCCCUGGCUCCUAUGAUAUCCAUAAAAGUGUAUGGCAUGUAAAU